Emys orbicularis (European pond turtle) is the source of this 1416-nucleotide messenger RNA. RefSeq names its product prostaglandin E receptor 4 (gene PTGER4). The transcript has 2 exons. NCBI's taxonomy places the organism in Eukaryota, Metazoa, Chordata, Testudines, Emydidae. The record is from RefSeq and is a predicted model, not a curated record. The coding region runs from base 1 to 1416 and encodes 471 amino acids. Gene Ontology annotation, biological process: positive regulation of cytosolic calcium ion concentration; adenylate cyclase-activating G protein-coupled receptor signaling pathway; inflammatory response. Gene Ontology annotation, cellular component: plasma membrane. Gene Ontology annotation, molecular function: prostaglandin E receptor activity.
AUGUCUUUUGACCACACCACCAUAUACACAACAGCAAACAGUUCCACCAGUGAGCAUGGGGACGGCAAGCCCCCCACCAUCCCCACUGUCAUGUUCAUCUUUGGGGUGGUGGGCAACCUGAUUGCCAUCGUGGUGCUUUGCAAGUCCAGGAAGGAGCAGAAGGAGACCACUUUCUACACGCUGGUGUGUGGGCUGGCAAUCACUGACCUCUUGGGGACCUGUCUGGUGAGCCCAGUCACUAUUGCCACAUACCUGCAGAACCGCUGGCCGGGUGGAUCUGAACUGUGUGAAUACAGCUCCUUCAUCCUCCUUUUCUUCGGGCUCUCUGGCCUCAGCAUCAUCUGUGCCAUGUCUAUAGAAAGGUACCUGGCCAUUAACCAUGCCUAUUUCUACAACCAUUAUGUGGAUAAGAAGCUGGCAGGGCUCACUCUCUUUGCCAUCUAUGUCUCCAAUGUGCUGUUCUGCGCCCUGCCCAGCAUGGGACUAGGCAAAUCUACCUUACAGUACCCCCAAACUUGGUGUUUCAUAGACUGGAAGACCAAGGAGGCCACCCAUGCCGCCUACUCCUACAUGUAUGCUGGCUUCAGCUCCUUCCUAAUCAUGGUCACGGUAGUCUGCAAUGUCUUGGUGUGCGUGGCCCUGAUUCGCAUGCACCGCCAGUUCAUGCGACGCACCUCCCUGGGCACAGACAACACCGCCAGCCGCUUGUCUGACUUUCGCCGGCGCAGGAGCUUUCGUCGCAUGGCUGGAGCAGAGAUCCAGAUGGUCAUUUUGCUUAUUGCCACCUCCCUGGUUGUGGUCAUCUGCUCCAUUCCUCUGGUGGUACGUGUCUUUGUGAACCAACUGUACCGACCAGACAUAGUGAAGGAUGUCAGUCAAAACCCUGACUUGCAGGCCAUCCGCAUUGCUUCAGUGAACCCCAUCCUGGACCCAUGGGUCUACAUCCUCCUCCGCAAGACAGUGCUCAGCAAAGUCAUAGAGAAAAUCAAGUGCCUCUUCUGCCGCAUUGGAGGGGCUCGAAGGCAACACUCUGGGAGCAAUUUCAACUGUGCGGAUGGACGCCGAACCUCCUCCGCCAUGUCCAGCCACUCACCCUCCUUCAUCUCUCGGGAGCUGAGGGAGAUCAGUAGCACCUCACAGACAUUGCUCUACCCUCCAGAGCUAAGUGAAAAUAGCACUGGGGGUCGCAUGCUGCUGCCAGGAGCCAGUGCUGGUCUGGCUCAGUGUGACACUACAUCAGCGAGGACAUUACGCAGCUCAGAGACCUCAGACUCUUUGCCGGGACAGGACUCUGAGAGUGUCUUUCUGGUGAAUGAAGUCGGGUCUGGUGGCGAAGCCAGCUCUGUGCCCAAAAGCAGCUCCCUUCAGGUCACCUUUCCCAGUGAAACGUUGAACUUAUCAGAAAAGUGUAUCUAG